GCGCGGAAACAUAAAUGUUCUUGAGUCCCAAAAAUUUUACGAAUACAUAAAAACGAAAACGGUGGGAGCUUAACAUCGCAAUUAAUCACCAACAUUCAGCUCAGCCAGCCAUUUCCAGCAAAUUAAAUUGAUUGGCUAGUUUUGAAGUGACGAAAGAGAUGCAGACGACGAUCGAAUCUUUCUUCAAACACUCAUCUACUCCUCCAUCUACACCACAAACUAGCAAUUUUGAUGAUUUGUUCGACAGAAUUAGGGCACACAAUCACUCAGUCAUUCGAAUCAAAUACACCCGUCAACCCACCAGGGCUGGAGUAUCGACAAGUGAUGGAUUAACCUGGGAAGAAAAAUUAGAAGGGACAAAUAUAAAGAGGGAAAAAUCGAAAGGGAAGAUUUUGAACAAGAAGAGAAAGUAUGCGCAGUUUCAUUUGGAAUUGGGUCAGUCUGAUUUUCUUCUUCAUACGUGUAAAAUAUGUGGGAUGAAGUAUUCUAAAGGGGAUGAAAUUGAUGAGAAGGUGCAUGAUUCGUUUCACAAGAAUUAUACUCAUGGGAUUCCAUUUAAGGGUUGGCGCCACGAACGAUUGGUGCAUUUGCCGGCACUCGAAAGGGACCGUGUUAUCCAUGUCUUGAAUUGUGAUCCCCCGGCUCAACGGAAGAAGGUUCAAGAGAUUGUGAAGACAAUGGAGAUUGAACUCGGUGAUGGGUGGAUAUUCCAUGAGCUUUGUCAGGUGUAUUUGUUUAUAUCUUCACAAAGAGUUGCGGCUUGUAUGAUUGUGGAGCCAAUCAACACGGCGCACAAGCUCCUUUCAGACACGCUGCCAAAAAUCUCUGAUGGUGCUAGUGGAAAGGAAGUAAUACCUAAACCAAAGACGUUGCAGUUUGGAGAGAUAUGCUUUCGAAGGGAAGUUUCCAGAAAAGGCACUAAUCAUAGAAGCUCAGAGGCAAUGGAUUCUGACUUACUUGGAUCCAUUGUAUGUGAAGAGGAAGCUACACCUGCUUCUUGUGGCAUUAGGGCUAUUUGGGUUAGUCCAUCAAACCGAAGAAAAGGCAUUGCGACACACUUGCUGGAUGCUGUGAGGAAAAGCUUCUGUAUAAACUAUGUUCUUGAACGCUCGCAACUAGCAUUCUCUAAUCCAACCUCAGCAGGAAAUGCAUUGGCAACCAAUUAUACCGGGCAUCAUCUUUUAAACAAGGCUUCACUCGGCCUUGACAAGAAUUGGAGGGUUGUUGAAAAGUGUCCGGCGGCUCCUGCUGAGAAAUAUUACACUGUUGCUACCUUCUGCGCGAAAGCUUGUCGUGGUCGGUCGGCCAGCUUUGUGACUCCUUCUGCCGUUGUGGACCGAGGUGUUGUUCCUCGAGUUGUUCGAACAAAGGUUUCGGCAGCUGACCAAGCUACAUCCUCCGCCCAAGACGAAAUGACUACUGGCAGGUUUGCUUCUCUUCCUACCGGUCGUGGGGGACAUGCUACUCGGAAGAGGUCUUCCAGCCAGGCGAAGGCCAAUUCUUCCAAACGGUCGAAAAAUGACGCUGCGAAGACAGCGCAGGAGAAGGUGAAAGACGUCUACGCCAGCGUCGACAAGCCCUUGCAGACAUCUGGCGCUGGAAAGAAGAUCGCUGAACAGCCUGCUCAGUUGGUUGAGAUUUUGGAUGUCGACCUGUUGUCCAAACUGAACCGGAAGCAGGUGUUGAGCGAUUUGAUUAGCGAUCCGAUCCAUCCUGUGCCUGUGUCGAGGCAUAGUCCUUCCAUGAAUCGGUCUGCCAGCUCGGCCUCUAAGUAUGGGGUUAUAGUUCGUUCUGGGGGGUUUAUUGAGGACAAAACUGUUGUGCUGUCUCCGGAUACUCUUGCCGGUCUAGCUGUUGCUCCCGGUCAUGUUGAAUAGCACUGGCAGCCGCAGAGUGAUGUUCUGAGGGGUGAGUCUAUCCUUUUUGACCGUCCCAAAGACGGAGGUACACUGGGAUACCGGUCUCUACGCCAAGUUGUUACACCCGCCGACGGUAUACCCCAGGAGAUUGAGACGCCGGCUGCACAGUUGAUGCAUGACCUGUACUCGGUAUUUUACUUCCCUCUUUGACUUGCUUGUUUUUUAUACUUGCUUUUAUUUUCGGCUCUGAGCGAUUUUUUCUUUCAGGUGACGCAAUCUGCUACCGAGCUUGUGGAGUGCUAUCGGAGCUAUCAGCGUCGUUUAAAACGAUCGCAAGCUGAGAAAGAGAAGCUUCAGACUGACCUUGCUGAAUCGGUCAAGACUGAAGGUGACUGCCGGAAGGAGAUUGCGAGACUUGAGCUGGAUGUUAUUGCCGCAGGCAAGAGGAAGGCUGAACUAGAGCUUCUUCCAGCCAAGUUGACGGCCGAAGAGCAGAAGACGGCUGAGCUGCAGAUUAAGCUGGAUGCGGCGCUGCAGGCGGCUCAGGAUGCUGAAAAAGCUGCUAAGGAUGAUCGCAAGGCUGUGGCGCUGAAGGCUGUGCAGAAAUUUAUGAAGUCUGACUUCUACUGCGAGGAAAUGAGGGCGCUACAAUGGUGGGUGGACUGCAGCCCAUCGUUGUGCCGUCAAAGCCUUGACGCUGACUGAGGCUGCCUGGGGUAAGGUGGAGGGAUCCUAUGAAGAGGGUGGCCAUGUUGAUCCGACUGGCAUGGAGACCCAGACCUUCCCAGACAUCGUCAUUCAAAACGCUGACCCUCGCCUUCUGCCCGACAGGGAGAUUCCUGAGUCUGCUUACUGGAGUGAUGCAGACGGCUCAGCUUGACGGUCUUGGCAGUCAUCACCAGGCUCUUCCUGUGGUUCUUCCAACAGUUUUUUCCGGCCUCAUACUUGUUAAUGUCUGUUGGUAGCUUUUGAAUAUCAUUUAGCGGAUGUAAUUUAUAAACAAUUUCCUUUUUUGGUACCUCUUAGCUGUUUGUGGCACUUUGUCUUUUGCCGUGUAUUAACUGUUUCAAGAACGUUAUUUUCGUCUUGACUGCGCCGUCUGAGGCGUAUGUUUGUGCCUUUUAGCAGCUACUCACUCCGCAUUUAGUUAUUUUUGGGUGGUGGCUGUCGUCCCUGUGUUUGUUUAACAUCUAUGUGAUGCACUUGAUGGAUUAUC
Molecule: messenger RNA, 3075 nt
Organism: Spinacia oleracea (spinach)
Lineage: Eukaryota; Viridiplantae; Streptophyta; Magnoliopsida; Caryophyllales; Amaranthaceae
Product: protein CHROMOSOME TRANSMISSION FIDELITY 7-like
Exons: 7
Coding region: 159-1877 (572 amino acids)
Biological process (GO): mitotic sister chromatid cohesion
Cellular component (GO): chromatin; nucleus
Molecular function (GO): protein-lysine-acetyltransferase activity
Source: RefSeq, a predicted model, not a curated record